AUGGAAAAUAUACUUAACUUUAAUGAAACUCUUGAUAUCAACCUUCUCGACAACAUCGUGAAUGCCGUCUACCAUUCUACGAACGCCAAAGAGAGAGAACAAGCUCAAAAGGUAUUGGGACAAUUUCAAGAGCACCCAGACUCAUGGAUGAGAGUCGAUAGUAUUCUAACACUAUCGAACAACCCUCAGACCAGAUUCUUUGCUCUCUUGAUUCUCGAGUCCUUGAUCAAAUACAAAUGGAAAGCCCUCCCAAGAGAGCAAUGCGACGGUAUCAAGAACUUUAUUGUAAGACUUAUCAUUACGCUAAGUUCUGAUCCUCAAUCGUUUGCUCGUGAGAAGCAACUUUUGAACAAACUCGAUAUCAUUUUUGUUCAAAUCCUCAAGAAAGAAUGGCCACACCACUGGUCUUCAUUCGUUCCUGAGAUUGUAAAUAGUAGUCGUACCAACGAAUAUUUGUGUGAGAACAACAUGAAUAUUCUCAAAAUUCUCAGUGAAGAAAUCUUCAAUUUCUCUGAGGAGCAAAUGACCCAGGCAAAGAUUCAAGACCUUAAGAUUAGUUUUGAAAAGGAAUUUUCUCUUAUUAAUGAACUGUGUCAAUUUAUUCUCGAGAAUGCAACAAGACCAUCGCUUGUAAAGGCUACAUUAGAUACCCUACAAAGAUUCUUGUUUUGGAUUCCACUUCACUAUAUCAUCGAAACACACCCAACACCGGAGCCAUCCAAGUUGGUCAAGCUUCUUCUCUCCAAGUACUUCCCAGAGAUGCAACUCAGAAACUCUGCUUUGAAAUGCUUGAUUGAGAUUGCUGGUCUCUCCCUCGGAACCGAGUACGACGGUGUUUUCGUUCACAUCAUCGACCAAUUCAUGAACAAAUUAAAGUUUUUCAAACCUGAUCCAUCAACUAUUCCAAAGGAUUUCGAAGAAGGUGAGAGUAAUGAAACUGAUUUCAUUCAUAGUGUUGCCAUCUUUUUAACUACAUUCUUCAAGGUUCACUUGAAGAUUGUAGAGUCACCAAUGAAUAUUCCCUAUUUGACGAUGGGUCAUGAGAUUCUCAUUCACUGCUCCAAUGUCGAUGACAUUGAAAUCUUUAAGAUCUGUUUGGAGUACUGGAACUUCUUGUCGUCCAAUCUCUACACUGAGACACCAUUCUUGAAUGGUCCACCACGUUUGAACCUCUACAAGCCAAUCUUGAGCAAGGUUCGUGUCGUUUUGAUCUCGCGUAUGGCCAAGCCAGAGGAGGUCAUCGUCGUCGAAGACGAGAACGGUAUGAUCGUGCGUGAGCAAACCAAAGACACCGACUCGCUCACCCUCUACGAAUCGAUGCGUGAAACACUCAUCUUCCUCACCAAUCUCGAUCCAGAUAACACUCAGAACAUCAUGCUCGACAAGUUGAACGUGCUCGUCACCAACCGUGAGUGGUCCUACCAGAAGAUCAACACACUCUGUUGGGCGAUCGGUUCGAUCAGUGGUGCGCAAAACAAAGACCAGGAGAAGAAGUUCUUGGUGACCGUCAUCAAGGAGUUGCUCGAGCUCUGCCAAGUCAAACGUGGAAAAGACAACAAAGCAGUGAUUGCCAGUGAUAUCAUGUAUAUCGUUGGUCAGUAUCCGCGUUUCCUCAAGGAUCACUGGAAGUUCCUAAAGACCGUCGUCAACAAGCUCUUUGAGUUCAUGCACGAAUCGCAUCCCGGUGUUCAGGAUAUGGCUUGCGACACCUUCCUCAAGAUUGCCAAGCAGUGCAAGCGUAAGUUUGUCAUUCUCCAAGUCGAGGAGUCACAGCCAUUCAUCAAUGAGUUGCUCAAUAACCUGCCAACCUAUAUCUCUGACUUGGAACCAGGACAAGUCCACACCUUUUACGAAUCGGUUGGUUAUAUGAUCAGCUCUUCGACUGACCCGGCCACUCGUGACCGUCUUGUCAUCAAGCUGAUGGAGCUUCCAAACAACUCGUGGACACAGAUCAUGGGUAAGGCAGCAACCAACGUCGAGUCGAUCUUGAAUGUCGAUAUGGCGCGUAACAUUGUCAACUUGUUGAAGACCAACAAUCGUGCAGCUCUCUCGCUCGGUCCCUACUUCUUGGUGCAGAUGUCCAAGAUCUACUUGGACUUGCUCAACGUCUACAGAACCUACAGUGACUUCAUCUCGAAGAAUCCACAACAACGUACCACUCUCAUCAUGAGCAUGAAGUCAGUCAAGAAGGAGACACUCAAGUUGUUGGAGACAUUCGUCGAGAAGACCACCGACAAGAGCAUGCUCUACAAGAACUUCAUUCCACCGAUGUUGGAGGCAGUCCUCGGUGACUACAAGACCAACGUUCCAGAGGCACGUGACCCAGAGGUUCUCUCCUUGAUGGCCGUCGUCGUCACCUCUGUCAAACAAUUCAUUCUUCCCGAGGUAACCAAGAUUCUCGAAGCCGUCUUUGAAUGCACACUUGGUAUGAUCACCAAGAACUUUGAAGACUAUCCAUAUCACAGAAUCAAUUUCUUUAAUUUGAUCAGAGCAAUCAAUGCUCAUACUUUUUCAGUUUUCCACAGUUUAUCACCGCAACAAUUCAAGUUAUUAAUCGACUGUGUUGUUUGGGCUUUCAAGCAUACCGAGAGAAAUAUCUCAGAGACUGGUUUGAACAUUCUCAAGGAGUUGAUUGAGAAUGUUUCCAAGGACUCUGAAGUCUCGAAUGCCUUCUUCAAAUCUUAUUUGGUGCCAUUGCUCACUGACAUUAUGUACAUUUUAACCGAUUCAUUCCACAAGUCAGGAUUUAACUUGCAAUGCGACAUCCUAAAGAUGAUGCUCCAGGUCGUAGAGAAUGGAAUGCUCAAGGUCUGCAUCUGGGACCAAGCCGCCAAUCCUCAGCCAGCCGGAAUGACCAACGCCAUUUUCGUGCGUGAGAUUCUCAAUCAAUUUUUAUCGACAUCGCCCAACGUCUCAAAGAACCAGGUUCAAAGCAUGACUCAAGCGCUAUUCUCGUUGGCCAACGUCAACUCCAAUGACUUUAAGGUUUCAGUGCGUGACUUCCUCAUUACACUCAAGGAGUUCCAAGGUGUUGACAAUGUCGAGCUCUUCAGUGAAGAGAAAGCCGCCGAAAGAGAGGCAAUCCUCAAGAAAGCACAAGCAAUCCCAGAUCAUAAAAGAGUAUUAGAGUUGAUAUGUCACGAGUGUAAUAAGUUGUUGUGUUCAAGAUGCUCUGCCAAUCAUAACAAAGAUGUUGAACACUCUAAUUUCGUUGAUCAUAUCGAUGAAAUAAGACUUUCACUCAAUCAAAUAUUAAAUAAUAAUAGUAAUAAUAAUAAUGAUACACCUAGUACCAUUUAUUCCAAUCACAUUACAAAAAGAUUAGAUGAUAUUUGGAAAACAGUAAAGUCAUCAACAACAAAAUACAGUGAAUUAGAUUCAAAAGAGAAACUGAUCUCCAAACACUUUGAAGAGUUGCACUUGUAUCUUAUGAAUGAAGAGAAGAGGAUAAAGACACCAAUCAUUGAUGACAAAGAGAUAAUCAUCAAUCAAAUCGAGAAUAAUAUCAAUGAAUUAAAAUAUUUAAUAAAUAUUAUUAAAUUAAAUGACAUGGAUACUAGCAGUAAUAAUAGUGAUACAACAAAAACAUCAAAUACAUCAUCAUCAGAUAAUAUUGAUAUAACAACUAGUUAUUCAAUCCCAUCAAUCAUGGAAUCAAUCGAUACAAAUCAAACACUUUCAUCAUUCAUCAAAUCAAACAAUGAAACCAUAUUCUAUUGUAACCCCAACAACAAUAAUUAUAACAUUCAAGAUAUUCUAUUGAAUUAUGAUAAUAAUAUUGAUUCAAUGAUAUUAGAUUUAAUCUAUAAAUAUAAUAAUCAAUUCAAAUCAUCUUCUUCAAUAAUUACAAUCAUACCAAAUAACAAUAAUAAUUAUAAUAUAAAAACUAAACACAUCAAUUUAGUUGUAAAUUAUCAAAGCAAGCAUACGUACAUGCUUUCAACACACCAUGAAGGAGUAUCACUGAUUGAUUUAUCUAAUUACAAUAUCACUGAUCUUGGAACAAUAAAAGAUUAUAAUCCAUAUGGCAGUCAAUCAUUUGCGAUCGGAGGGAAUAUUUACAUGUUUGGUGGUUACGAUAAUCUCAACAAAUACUGUAUAUACUCGAUUAAACAUCAAACAUAUCAGGUUUAUCAAGAUGAAUCUUUAUUUUAUUACACCUGUCAGCCACAGGCAUGUUAUGAUGGACAAGAUCAUAUUUAUCUGAUUGUUAGUCAUCAAGAUGUCUGCAGAUUCAAUAUACGAACAUCGAAAUUUGAACUAUUUCAUUCAGAUCUACCGAUCCAUGAUCCAGGAAUUAUUACAGUUUAUGAUAAAGAGUAUCUAUAUAUCAUUCCUAGAGAUGAGUUUGAAAUGACAAUAUUCGAUAUCAAGAACAAAACAAUUGAAAAGUGGCAAUCAGAUCAAAAGUGUAAGUGGAUGUCAGCAUGUACCGAUGGCAAUGGAAAUAUUUAUUUACACAGUACCGACAGAAGAUUCGUUCGAUUAAACAUACAAACCAAAGAAAUAACUAAUCUCAAAAAUUCUGAAAUAGAUUCUGGAGUCGAACUACCGAUGCUCUAUCAUAAAGAAUCAGAGGAAGACAGUUAUAUUUAUAUCAUUGGUGGAGACGAUGGUAGUGGUCGAUAUUCCAUUCAAAAAGAUCAAUGGGAGUCUAUUCUAAGUGGUGACAAACUAAAUAGAUAUUGGUGUUCAGCAACAAUCUUUAAAAUAGAUACAUAA
Messenger RNA from Heterostelium album PN500, 4722 nucleotides. It is a transcript of the gene xpo1, whose product is annotated as exportin 1. NCBI's taxonomy places the organism in Eukaryota, Evosea, Eumycetozoa, Acytosteliales, Acytosteliaceae. Gene Ontology annotation, biological process: ribosomal small subunit export from nucleus; protein export from nucleus; ribosomal large subunit export from nucleus. Gene Ontology annotation, molecular function: small GTPase binding; nuclear export signal receptor activity. Bases 1 to 4722 code for a protein of 1573 amino acids. The record is from RefSeq and is a predicted model, not a curated record. The transcript has 8 exons. Gene Ontology annotation, cellular component: cytoplasm; nucleus.